Messenger RNA from Manis pentadactyla (Chinese pangolin), 1886 nucleotides. Its product is annotated as poly [ADP-ribose] polymerase 1-like. The transcript is spliced from 13 exons. Gene Ontology annotation, molecular function: NAD+ poly-ADP-ribosyltransferase activity. Bases 249 to 1886 code for a protein of 545 amino acids. Lineage: Eukaryota; Metazoa; Chordata; Mammalia; Pholidota; Manidae. The record is from RefSeq and is a predicted model, not a curated record.
CUGUGUCCUUGGGUGGCUUCUUUCAGCCUGGUCCUUACUGUGCCUGGGGGCAGGAACCGCCUCUGGGGUGGCAGUUGGCUGCCUUGACAUCCGCUUUUGCACUAGCCCCUUUCUUCUGUUUUCCCUCAGGAGAAGCUGCUCAGAGAAGGGUGCAGAGGCUGUCCCACAACCUGUUCUGAUUUGUCCCUGGACGCGUCUGCCUGGCUUCCUGACUCUGCUCUCCCCUUCCAGAUAAGCCGCUGUCCAACAUGAGGAUCCUGACUCUUGGGAAGCUCUCCCAAACCAAAGACGAAGUGAAGGGCAUGAUCGAGAGACUUGGGGGAAAGUUGACGGGUACAGUCAACAAGGCCUCCCUGUACAUCAGUACUAAAAAGGAGGUAGAAAAGAUGAAUAAGAAAAUGGAGGAAGUCAGAGAAGCCAACAUCCGCAUUGUGUCUGAGGACUUCCUCCAGGAUGUCUCUGCCUCCAUGAAAGGCCUCCAGGAGUUAUUCUCAGCCCACAUCUUGUCCCCUUGGGGGGCAGAGGUGAAGGCAGAGCCUUCAGAAGUAGCGGCCCCUGGAGGGAAGGUGGGGGCUGCACUCCCCAAGAAGAGCAAGGGCCCCGGCAAGGAGGCAGGUGUCAACAAAUCUGAAAAGAGAAUGAAAUUAACUCUGAAAGGAGGAGCAGCUGUCGAUCCUGAUUCUGGCCUGGAGCACUCCGCACACGUCCUGGAGAAAGGCGGGAAGGUGUUCAGCGCCACCCUUGGCCUGGUGGACAUCGUUAAAGGAACCAACUCCUAUUACAAGCUGCAGCUCCUGGAGGGUGACAAAGAAGGCAGGUACUGGAUAUUCAGGUCCUGGGGCCACAUGGGCACAGUGAUUGGUAGUAACAAACUGGAGCAGAUGCCAUCCAAGGAGGUUGCCAUCGAACACUUCAUGGAAUUGUAUGAAGAGAAAACUGAGAACUCCUGGCACUGCAGAAACUUCACCAAGCACCCCAGAAACUUCUACCUUCUGGAAAUUGACUAUGGCCAGGAUGAGGAGGCGGUGAAGAAGCUGACAGUGACCCCUGGCGCCAAGUCUGAGCUCCCCGGGCCGGUGCAGGACCUCAUUAAGAUGAUCUUUGAUGUGGAAAGUAUGAAGAAAGCCAUGGUGGAAUAUGAGAUUGACCUUCAGAAGAUGCCCUUGGGAAAGCUAAGCAAAAGGCAGAUCCAGGCUGUGUACUCCAUCCUCAGCGAGGUCCAGCAGGCCAAGGUGGAAAUGCUGGUCAAUCUGCUGGACAUUGAGGUGGCCUACAGUCUGCUCAGGGGUGGGUCUGAUAAUAGCAGAGAGGACCCCAUCGAUGUCAACUAUGAGAAACUCAAAACUGACAUUAAGGUCGUGGACAAAGAUUCCAAGGAAGCCGAGACCAUCAGGAACUACGUCAAGAAUACGCAUGCAAGCACGCAUAAUGCAUAUGACUUGGAAGUCAUCGAUAUCUUCAAGAUAGCACGCGAAGGGGAGAGCCAGUGCUUCAAGCCGUUCAAGCAGCUGCAUAACUGGAGGCUGCUAUGGCACAGGUCCAGGACCACCAACUUUGCUGGCAUCCUGUCCCAGGAACUCCGGAUAGCCCUGCCUGAAGCACCCGUGACAAGCUACAUGUUUGGGAAAGGGAUCUAUUUUGCUGACAUGGUCUCCAAGAGUGCCAGCUACUGCCACACAUCUCAGGGCGACCCAGUAGGCUUAAUCCUGUUGGGAGAAGUGGCCCUUGGGAACAUGUAUGAACUCACACAUCAGCAAGUUGCCCAAAGGCAAGCACAGCGUCAAAGGCUCUUUGGGGACCUCCAUUUCUGGGUGAGGAAGUGGGAGGUGAAUGGCUGGCACUGGCCUCCCAGCCUUGGCUACCUGCUCAGAUCGGAAACGCAGUAG